CUCGCAAAAAAAUGAAGGCUAGGGGUAUGGGAAGACAGAAAUAAAAAGGUUCGGGGCGGUCGCACAAUUGGCACUUGAAAGGCAUCAAGAUACAAUGGCAAUAACUGCAGCAGCAGCAGCAGCAGCAACAGCAGCAGCGGCGGCAAACAAGCUAAACAAGUAUUGCUGUACCGAGAAGCAGCAGCAGCAACAGCAGCCGCAGCAGCAACAGCAACAUCAGCAGAUAAAAGGCAGACAAAAGGCACGAGAUGUGAGAGACGUCUAGGGUUGCUGCUGUGCCGCCACUGCUGCCCCUGCUGCAUGGGAAUUGAAUUCCAUUC
Messenger RNA from Drosophila sechellia, 320 nucleotides. RefSeq names its product Transport and Golgi organization 8 (gene Tango8). The record is from RefSeq and is a predicted model, not a curated record. The transcript has a single exon. Bases 95 to 265 code for a protein of 56 amino acids. NCBI's taxonomy places the organism in Eukaryota, Metazoa, Arthropoda, Insecta, Diptera, Drosophilidae.